Exophiala mesophila is the source of this 1734-nucleotide messenger RNA. RefSeq lists its product as uncharacterized. The coding region runs from base 249 to 1712 and encodes 487 amino acids. The record is from RefSeq and is a predicted model, not a curated record. Lineage: Eukaryota; Fungi; Ascomycota; Eurotiomycetes; Chaetothyriales; Herpotrichiellaceae. Gene Ontology annotation, cellular component: nucleus. Gene Ontology annotation, biological process: base-excision repair. The transcript has a single exon. Gene Ontology annotation, molecular function: catalytic activity; DNA binding.
UCAUGCAACACCAUAUCUGUCUCGAAAUGAAUUCCUCAAAAGUCAGAAUCAUCUUCAACUACACUUCCUUUCACCGGUGAGCCCAUACCUGUCAACCAAGCUUAUGUUUGUUCUUGCGGUGGACGUAUCGUCCAUCCAUCAUCACUGUUUAUUACUCUGAUAGGGCGGUGACAUUAUCCCCACUUCGUCCUAACCAUGCCUGGAACUGUCGGCCUCAGAAACCUUGUCCUAGCCCCGAGGCAUUGAGUAUGGUGACCUCACUACCUUUCUCUACCCCAACAUCGCCAACUGUCAACGACCAUGCGACCUCGCCUCCCACACCGCCCUCCACUCCUCGCCCGUCGCUCAUUGAUCAUCUGGGUAUGCACGCGGACAAUGUCCUGAGCCUGCCAGAUCAACAUAUCUCCACUCCACCGACUCCGAGCAGGCCUCGCGAACGGACUCGGGGAAAGGCACUGACGACGUCAAAGACCAAAAAGAGGCGGAUCACAUAUGUUUCUAGACACUUCCAAAAUGGCGAUACCGAUCCGAAUACUCAACGCCAGGUGACUGUCGCUGAUGAUGAUGAUGAUGAAGGUGUGCAACAUGUAAAACAUGAGGGCGGGCUGUCCGAGGACCAUGCUAUUGAAACACCCCCUAGCACUCCUGCAAGAUCAGCGAUAAUCCCGAGAAGUGACUUCGAUAUCGAUGGCCUUUCCUCCGAUUCCUCCCUCACCGACGUCCCAGAUGAUAUUGGGCCUGAUCCAUUUUCACCCCAACCCAAAUUGCCUUCUACUCCCUCCCAGACCAAAACCCAUAAUGGUACCAGCAAAACCAAACUGUCAAGGCAGCCGACCAAAUCUCCCUUCUUUCCAUCUCCUCAUAAACACCGCUCCAAUUUCUUGUCUACCCUGCCCUUUCCUCCACUCAGCCAUGACACAUUUGGGCUGAUGCAAGAGCGCCUGGCUCACGACCCUUUCCGACUGCUCAUUGCCACCAUCUUCCUGAACAAAACCCCAGGAGAGCGGGCAAUGCCAGUUUUCUACGAGCUCAUGACGCGAUAUCCUACGCCCAGUGAUCUUGCAUCUGCAGAAACCGCAGAUAUAGCCUCCAUGAUUCACAGGCUAGGGUUUCAGAACCAGCGAGCCAGGAAAUGCGUGGCUAUGGCCAAGGCAUGGACCUCGAGCCCCCCGCAACUAGGACGGAGAUUUAGGAAAGUUGACUAUCCUCUGAAAGGCGAUGGUCGAGAUGUGGGAAAAGACGAUGUUCUAGAAGACGCGGACUCCCGAGUGGCAUGGGAGAUCUCUCACCUGCCCGGCUUGGGGCCGUAUUCACAUGAUAGUUGGCGCAUGUUCUGUCGCGACAAACUGCGAGGUCUUUCGAGCGGGUGGAAUGGGGAGAAUAUCGUGCUAUCAGAAUCAUUUGAGCCUGAGUGGAAACGUGUACUACCAUUGGAUAAAGAAUUGAGGGCCUGGAUGACCUGGAUGUGGAUGAAAGAGGGUUGGAUUUGGAAUAAAGAAACUGGUCAGAAGAUCAAGGCCAGUGAUGCUCUUAUGGCGGAGGCUCGUGGAGGGGGUAUUGUCGUGGAAGAGGAGAACUCUCCCCAUCUAAUCAUGAAGUCUAUUGGUGAAGAAAAUGUCGAUAUCUUCCAGCAGCGUGAGCAGGUCGAACACACUGCGGGCGACUUUCUGCCGGUCGGGCAUGACAGAACGACUACUGAGAAACGCGGAUAGGACCAUCCAUAUUGGAUUCGUU